Messenger RNA from Vespa mandarinia (Asian giant hornet), 8220 nucleotides. RefSeq names its product laminin subunit beta-1 (gene LanB1). Gene Ontology annotation, cellular component: laminin trimer. Gene Ontology annotation, biological process: axon guidance; cell migration; tissue development. The record is from RefSeq and is a predicted model, not a curated record. NCBI's taxonomy places the organism in Eukaryota, Metazoa, Arthropoda, Insecta, Hymenoptera, Vespidae.
CUGUUGAGGAGAGUGUGCACGAUUACGACAUAAAACAAGGAUAUUACCGCAUUGAGGUAGAAUCGUCGUCGUCGUAGUUGUCGUAGUUAUCAUCGUCGAGGUUGUCAUGGGCCAUGGGCACAGGUACUCCGAGGGAUUACCACCACUUCUAUCGUCUCGCAAUCCUCCGUGGUACUCUCGACCCUUUCCAACGUGUUUCCGUGUACGUCACGAGCGAGAGUUACCCCUUCUUCUCUCAACUGGUCCUCUAUUUGCGACGUAGAAGAAGGGGUGAAAACGAUGCAAAGGGGUGCAACUGGUCCACCACUACCACCACCACUACUACCACCAACAUCAAUGCUUUCUACCACCUCCACAUCUUGGUAGAUCACGAGAAUGGAAGAUUUUGCAGGCUCUGCAAAGUCGUUCGUUCGAAGGAGUCAGUCGUCGGUUGCACGUUCUCGCGAAUCAGAGAAUAGCCAUCGGAAAGUGGUACGAGCCACUAACCGGACCUGGUUCUGGAUUGGCACAAAUUCACAUCUUUUAUCUCUCUCUAUCUCUCUUUCUCUCUCUUAUCAUCCUUUGUCUCUAACUUUGUUUUUAUCCUCGUCUUCUUUCCUCUUUCUGUCUCUUGAACUUUCCUUUCCUUCCUUCCCUCUCCCUUACCCCCAUUUUCUCCAUCCCUAAUAUCCCUUCGACGUUAUCCCAAAACAAACGUUUUGAAAAAUCGUACAAAAGGAUGCAUUGAAGGAUAAAGAAAGAAUGUCGACGGAAGGAGCACACGGAAGAGGCAUGACUUCGGAGGCAAUCCUCUCCACGUUUCUUCGUCUUCUUCUUCUUCUUCUUCUUUUCCUAUUGGACCGCACCGCAGAUGCACAGAGAAGCUUAGAAUUCUUCGAUCUUCUGCCGGAGGAUCCAAAACUUUACGAUAAAAUGAGACCACCGAAAAAAGAUGGACAAGCGACCGUCGUCUAUUUUCAUGUCACCGUAAUGGGUCUCGAUUCGAUCGAUGAAAAUUCAAUGACCUACGCUGCGGACAUAUUUUUUGCUCAAACAUGGAAGGACAACAGACUGAGACUACCAGAAAAUAUGACUUCGGAGUAUAGAUUAUUAGAGGUCGACUGGCUGAAGAAUAUGUGGCGACCUGAUUCCUUUUUCAAGAAUGCCAAAUCGGUGACCUUUCAGACGAUGACGAUACCAAAUCAUUAUCUCUGGCUCUACAAAGACAAAACUAUCCUAUAUAUGGUGAAAUUGACAUUAAAACUCUCUUGCGCUAUGAACUUCUUGAUUUAUCCGCACGACACGCAGGAGUGUAAACUGCAAAUGGAGAGCCUGUCUCACACGACGGAUGAAAUGAUCUUCCAAUGGGAUCCCGACGUACCACUUGUUGUCGAUGAGAACAUAGAAUUGCCCCAAUUACAACUUGUGAAGAACUAUACGGCUGACUGCACGCAAGUCUAUUCCACCGGUAAUUUCACCUGUUUGGAAGUGGUAUUCGUAUUGAAACGACGACUCGGUUAUUACCUCUUUCAUACAUAUGUUCCCACGUGUUUAAUCGUAAUCAUGUCGUGGGUCUCUUUUUGGAUCAAACCAGAAGCUGCCCCAGCUAGAGUGACCUUAGGAGUGACAUCGUUGCUGACCUUAUCGACUCAACACGCAAAGAGUCAAGCCUCUUUACCACCGGUCUCUUAUCUAAAAGCCGUCGAUGCCUUUAUGUCGGUCUGCACGAUAUUCGUGUUCAUGGCAUUGAUGGAAUAUUGUCUGGUGAACAUAGUUCUCGGUGAUUCCGAUGCUCCAGCAGCAAAACCACCACCACCACCGGCACCGCCAUCUUCUAGCGGCGCCGACUCCACUAAGCUCGAUAAAAUCUUCGAUAUUGCAACUAAGAAGUCGAAUUCAGGUCCACCACCAGGACCAACGCCGGCUCAGAAGGCAAGAAUGAGAGCUUUGAACAUCGAUCGAGUUUCACGUGUUUUCUUUCCUUUUCUUUUUGCCGUAUUGAAUGUCACUUAUUGGAUAAUUAAACUUUGUGAUAGAAGAAACGGAACAAUGCUCGGAGGAAACGGCUCACCGACGGAAAUAAUAACAAGACGUCAUAAUUGGCUAGGGAUGACCAUCCCUCAACGAAGAGGUUCACAUCCCAAAAGACCACAUCCUUGUGAACAAAGUUCGUGUUAUCCUGCCACGGGGAAUCUUUUGAUUGGCCGAAAAAAUCGCUUGACUGCUUCGUCUACUUGUGGUCUCAAGGGUCCAGAAAGAUAUUGCAUCGUUUCUCAUCUUAAAGAACGAAAAAAAUGCUUCUUCUGCGAUGCAUCCUUGCCCAAACAACAGCACAAUAUUGAGAAUAUCGUUGAUGGAACAAAUUCACGAUAUUGGUGGCAAGCUGAAAAUGGAAUAGAAUAUGUAACCAUCAGAUUCGAUCUAGAGGCUGAAUUUCAUUUCACUCAUAUCAUCAUUCGUUUCCAAACCUUCCGUCCCGCAGCUAUGCUUAUAGAAAGAUCUUUCGAUUUUGGAAAAACUUGGAAGGUUUACAGAUACUUUGCCCAUAAUUGCGAGCAAUCCUUCCCAGGUGUAGCUACGCAUCAACCACAAAGUUUGACCGAUGUAAUAUGUGAAACGCGUUAUUCUGGCGUAGCCCCAUCCACUGGUGGUGAAGUAAUCUUCAGAGUAUUGCCACGAAAUUUGGAAAUCGAUAAUCCGUAUUCGAUAGAAGUACAAAAUUUAUUGAAGAUAACCACCCUCAGAAUCAACAUGACGAGAUUACAUACAUUGGGAGACGAUUUGUUGGAUUAUCGUCCAGAGACUGGGGAGAAAUAUUAUUAUGCUAUCCAAGACAUGGUGAUUCGAGGAUCCUGUUCUUGUUAUGGGCACGCAUCGAGAUGUCUUCCUUUACCAGGAGUGGCACAAGAAGAAAAUAUGGUACAUGGAAAAUGCGAAUGUACUCACAACACAAAAGGACUGAAUUGUGAAAAAUGCGAGGAUUUCUAUAAUGAUUUACCUUGGAAACCAGCGGUUGGUAAACAAACGAACGCUUGUAGACCUUGUAAUUGUAACAAUCAUACAUCUUCCUGUCACUUUGACGAAACAGUUUACGAAAGAUCUGGUAGAGUUUCUGGUGGUGUAUGCGAUGAUUGUCAGCAUAACACUCGUGGUCAAAAUUGUGAACAGUGCAAGCCAUUUUAUUAUCAUGAUGUUAGUAAAGAUAUCUCGGAUAUUGAAGCCUGUCAACCUUGCGAUUGUGAUCUUAGUGGAUCCUUGGACGAUGGCAUAUGUGAUUCCAGAACCGAUCCUCUUAGUGGCGAUGAGUCUGGUCGUUGUCACUGUAAAGCGAACGUAGAGGGUCGUCGUUGUGAUCAUUGCAAGAAUGGUUUUUGGAAUUUCAAUUCAGAAAAUCCUCAAGGAUGCCAAGCAUGUACUUGUAACACUCUUGGUACCAUCGAUAAUCAGGGUUGUAAUAUGAUAACUGGUGAAUGUACUUGUAAACGUUACGUUACCGCACGAGAUUGUAAUCAAUGCUUGCCAGGAUAUUGGGGACUUUCUGAAGAUCCCGAUGGAUGUAAACCUUGCGAUUGCGAUCGUGGUGGUUCAUAUGAAAAUUCUUGCGACGUUGUUACCGGACAAUGUCGAUGCAGACCACACAUCAUCGGUAGAACUUGUAAUCAACCAGAACAAGGCUAUUAUACCGGCUCUUUAGACUUUUUAAUUUAUGAAGGUGAACUAUCAAGAGCAACUGACAAUUGUCAAGUUGUAAUAAGAGAACCUUAUCGCGAUGGAAGAAAUAGUACUUGGACGGGGACUGGAUUUAUGAAAGCUUUACAAGAUUCAACUCUCAACUUUACGAUCGAUGAUAUUCGUAGAUCCAUGUGGUACGAUAUAAUAGUACGCUAUGAACCAAUUCAGUCGGGUACAUGGGAAGAUGUUCAAAUAAUUAUUGAAAGAGACGAACCUGUCGAUCUUAAUGGUCCUUGUGCCAAUUCAAAACCAGAAUAUGAUCGAUUAUGGGUACAGUUACCAUAUAAUUCAAGAAAUUCCGUUGCUCAACCUUCCGUUUGUUUAGAAAAAGGCAAAAAAUACAACGUCAUAUUGCAAUUCCGUAAAUUUAAUAGUCAUGUAGAUACACCAACGGCAUCCAUAUUAAUUGAUUCUAUUAUUGUGAGACCAAGAAUAGAUGCCGUACCUUUCUUCAAUGCACUUGAUGUCGGUGAAUUACGUCGUCAGGAAUAUGAGUUAUGCAAUCAAAUACUUAACGAUGUCAAUUACAUUCGGAAUAAUUUACCUGAUGCAUGUAAAAAGUAUCAGGACAGUAUCGGUUAUUAUGUCUUUGAGGGUGCACAUCCUUGCGAGUGUAAUCCUACAGGAUCACAUAGUCUUCUUUGUCAGAAUUAUGGUGGCUUAUGUCCUUGUAAAGUUAACGUAGUCGGUAGACGAUGCGAUCGUUGUGCACCGGGAACUUAUGGAUUUGGUCCAACAGGAUGUAUACCUUGCGAUUGCGAUGGCGUUGGUGCUUUGGAUAAUUUUUGUGACGUUAAAACUGGACGAUGCAAGUGUCGACCAAAUACGUAUGGAAGAACGUGUGGCCAAUGUGAACCAGGUUUUUGGAAUUUUCCACAUUGUCAACGAUGUCAAUGUCAUGGUCAUGCAGAUAAUUGUGACUCUAGAACCGGAGCUUGCAUCAAUUGUCGUGAUUCUACCACUGGUCACAAUUGUGAUCGUUGUAUUGAAACUUUUUAUGGUGAUCCACGAAUAGGAGUGGACAUACCAUGUAGACCUUGUCCUUGUCCAGGUACAUUAGAUUCUGGUCACUCAUACGCGGAUAGUUGUUCCCUCGAUUCUGUAACUCAGGAUGUAAUUUGUGAGUGUUAUGAGGGAUACGGCGGUCCACGUUGCGAAAAGUGUGCUGAGAAUUAUUUCGGCAAUCCUGAAGUACCAGGUGGAAAUUGCGAGCUUUGUGAAUGUAAUAAUAAUUCCGAUCUGAGUCAACCUGGUAACUGUGAUCCACAUAGCGGACAUUGUCUACAAUGUCUCUACAAUACCGAUGGACCGAACUGUCAAAUUUGCAAACCUGGAUUUUACGGUGAUGCACUUAAACAAGAUUGUAAAGAAUGUAAUUGCGAUUUCCUAGGAUCCGACAGAUCGAUUGGACCUUGCGAUCAUCGUACUGGACAGUGUCCUUGCUUGCCACAUGUGAUUGGUCAACGUUGUGACAAUUGCGAAGAAAAUCAUUGGAGAAUUGCAAGCGGUCAAGGUUGUGAUCCUUGCGAAUGUGACGCUGUUGGAAGUGUAUCUGACAAGUGUAAUCCCUUCGAUGGAAGUUGCGAGUGUAGAGCAGGUUUUGGUGGACGAAGAUGCAAUGAAUGUCAAACGAAUUUCUGGGGAAAUCCAAAUAUCGAAUGUACACCAUGCGAAUGCAAUGUAAUUGGUUCUUCAAGUCAACAGUGUAAUAGAGAAACCGGUGUCUGUAUUUGUCACAAAGGAAUAGGAGGUGAAAAGUGUGACCAAUGUGACCGUGGUUAUCAUGGAGAGGCACCACAAUGUAGUCCGUGCGGUGAAUGUUUCGACAAUUGGGAUUUAACAUUAGACGAAUUGAAAAACAAGACGAAUCUUGUAAUAGAGGAAGCUUCCAGAAUACAGAAGGUCGGUACUACUGGGGUUUACAGUCAGGAAUUCGACGAUAUGGUCAAUUCAUUGAACCAAGUACGUGAUUUGAUCAGCAAUACUUCUAUCAAGAGUCAAGAUUUAGAUGAGUUAACAGAUUUGGCCGAAGAAUUGAGUAAGAAUAUUUCAAAUUCAGCGAAGCAACUUGAGGAAGUCGACAAUAUGUUAGAAAAUGUUAGUCAACGAGUUAAUCUUGGCGAUGUCGCAUUAAAGAAAUUGAAAAAUAGAACGAAUAGCUUGCAUCAGGGUGCUAUGGAAUUAAAAGAGAACGCAACGAUAUUACAAGAGGAGAAUGUUCAAGGUGCCCUAAAUGUGACGCAACAAAUGGCCGAGCAAUCUCGACAAGCCGAAAAAAUGGCAAACGCUACGAGUAAUAUAUUGGCCGAUGCGGAGAGAUAUCGCAAACAUACGGAAAAUCUCUUAAUCAAAAAUAGUGUAUCGUUUAACGAAGCCCAAGAGAGAAAUAACGAAUCUCUUCUAAAAUUAAGCGAUAAGUUAAAUACAUUGAACGAAGAUAUGCCUGAAUUGAACCUUAAAAUGUGUGGCGACAAUGUCACCGAUUGUAGCAACGUUUGUGGCGGCGCUGGAUGUGGCUUCUGCGGAGGACUCUCUUGUGACAUUGGCGCGAUAACCAAAGCUAAUCAAGCAUUGGAUGUGGCCAAACAACAAGCUGAUAAAAUUAAAAAUCAAAAGGAUGAAGCAGAACAAUUAUUACGUAAUAUGAUCCAAAUCAAACAAGAUGCCGUAGCGGCUAGAUCGAAUGCACAAGAUGCAUUUAAUAAUGCUUUAGAAGCAAGAAAUCGUUCCGACAAGAUUACCAAAAGUUUAUCCGACACUAACAAGCGAAUUUGGAGUAUGCUGGACGAGGAACAGCCAACACCUACGAUGGUCAGAGAUCUGGCUAACGACAUAUUAAACAAGAACAUAAAAUUAAAACCUGAUGAGAUCAAACGAUUGGCCAGUCGCAUAAAAACUAUCGUCGGUUCUCUCACGGAUUCCGACAAAAUUCUUGCCGACACAAAGGACGAUCUCGAAUUAGCUCAUAACCUAGAGGAAAGUGCUAAUCAAGCCAAGGAUACAGCGUUGAAAAAACAAAAUGAAACGAACGAAGUUGUAUUGUUAUUAACAGAAGCGAAAAAGGCACAGGAAUUGGCAAAGGCCGCCAUAGAUACAGCUCAAAGUGACGUGGCCAAAUCGGAAAAAGAUUUGACCGAUAUAGCUGUCCUCAUAAAGGAAGCUCAAACAAAAGCCAAUGAUACCACCGAUUCCGUAAAAGCUUUGGACACAAGAUUGAAACAAUUACAAAAGCAAUCGGCCAAGAACGCUUUCAUUUUGAAUAAGGAGAUAGAAGUUGAAACUCUUAAAGUCGCCAAUGAGGCUCGUGUCGUCGAGGGAAAAACGAAAAAAUUAGCGGAGGAGUAUAAAAAGGCUGACGAAUUUUUAAAUUAUCGAAUAAAUAAGAGCGAAGAUGAUAUAAAGCGAGCCAAGAAAUUACUUCAAAGAGCUUCCGAAUUGACAGCUGAUACAUCUACUAAAUUUAAAGACUUAGACGGUAUGGAAAGCGUUUAUAAAGACAACGAGAGAAUAUUAACCGAUCUCAUGGCCGAAAUAGAUUCCCUAACCGUAGAAAUGGUGAAACAUUUAGCAGAGAUCGAGCGAAAGGCACAGAUCUACAGACAAUGCACCUCUUAAUGCGCAUUUAUUUAUAACGUUUAUGGCACCUUAGAAUCAAAUAUUCAAAAGAAAUCUCUAUUCGGCUCAUCCUUCUAACGACAUUAACUCUUAAUCCCAAUCGAUAAUAAUUUUCUAAAUAAUUACUAAAAUUAAACAUAUCAUAUUAUUAAUCAAAUAGUUUCUAUCACGUUUAUAUUUACAUCAUAUUCUCAUCUUUUUUAAUUCAUACUUAUAUAAUGUACUAACGUAGAUAUCGAUGACGGUCAAUUGUUUUUAUAGUGCCAUAAUAUCUAACAAAAGUGCCGUGUUUUUCUGUGAAUGAAAUCGAAUCUAAUCGAACUGUAUUUUUACUUACAUUUUUGCAAUUAUUUUAUUUGUGUUUUUUUUUUCUUUUUUUUUUUUUUUUUUUUUUUUUCUUACAAAGCUAUUUUGUAUAAUGUCAUUUGCCCUAUAAUACUUUCUGUUGUACAUAUGUAGUUUUUACAUCUAUAUAUAUAUAUAUAUAUGCGUUAAUUUGUAUCGCACAACAAUUAUAGAAAUAAUCAUUUGAUCGUUUCUAUAAUUUUCAUUUAAUAUUGUAUUAAAAGACAACAUUAGGUAAUAUGAUUUAAUAUAGACGCUUAAUACAACGUCAAAGUUCUCGAAGAGAAUUAAUCUUUUUUAUAUAACAUUAAGGAAAGAAAAGAAAAAAAAAUUGUAGUGUUAUGAUCGAACCAAAUGCCUUAGUAAAUAUAUAAAUAGGAUAUAAUAAAAAAUUUGUUAUCAAUAUAAUACGCAAUAGAAUAAUAUGUUAGAAUAAAUAAACGUGAUUAACAGAAUCGAAAAAUAAUCUAUGAGAUAAAAUAGAAAUCGAUUCAAUUGACGCCAAAAUCUUCUUCAUAAAAGUCCAUUAAAAUGACAUGUUCAAAGUAA